Chelmon rostratus (copperband butterflyfish) is the source of this 4546-nucleotide messenger RNA. It is a transcript of the gene ttc7b, whose product is annotated as tetratricopeptide repeat domain 7B. Gene Ontology annotation, biological process: protein localization to plasma membrane; phosphatidylinositol phosphate biosynthetic process. The transcript is spliced from 22 exons. Lineage: Eukaryota; Metazoa; Chordata; Actinopteri; Chaetodontiformes; Chaetodontidae. Gene Ontology annotation, molecular function: protein binding. The record is from RefSeq and is a predicted model, not a curated record. Bases 46 to 2664 code for a protein of 872 amino acids. Gene Ontology annotation, cellular component: plasma membrane.
GGAUCCUCCUGUGGUGUUUUGGUCCAGUCGAGCCCCCUCACCAAAAUGACAGCGAGGAAGUCCGGGUCACGACUGGAGACCGAGAUAGAGCGAUGCCGUUCAGAGAGUCAGUGGGACAAGAUACCCGAGCUGGUGCGACAGCUCUCAGCCAAACUAAUAUCCAACGAUGACCUAGGGGAGCUGUUGCUGGGAGAAUGCAAGCUUCAGACGUACCUGAAGGAGAACCCCAUCAAACAGGGAGCCAGUCCCAGGGGGCCACGACCUAAACUGGUGGAGGUCAGGAAACACCUCACUGCUGCUCUGGACAGAGGAAACCUCAAGGCUGAUUACCUCCAGGAAGCCAGCCUGUUGAUGGCUAAACUGUGCUAUGUAGAGGGAGAAUACAGAGACGCUUUAGGUCACUACAGCAGGGUGAACCUGGACGACAUGCAGCUGGUGGGAGCUCCUGUGUACAGGCUGUCCAUGAUAGCAGAGGCUUACGCUACUAAAGGACUGUGUCUAGAGAAGGUCCCCGCCGCCUCUCCGUCCCUAUCCAAUAAGAACACUGGAUCUCCAUCGUCCAAUAGGAGCACAACAGACCGGGAGCAGGAAAUCAUCACCUGCUAUGAAAAGUCUGGGGACAUUGCUCUGCUCUACCUGCAGGAGGCUGAGAAGGCGUUGUCAGCAGGCAUUCAGAACCGCAGCCCAAAGCCCGGCCCGACAGCCCAGGACCUGGAACUGGGCUACUUCCUGGAGACAGGCUUGCAGAGAGCCCACGUCAUCCACUUCAAGAACGGCAACCUGACACGAGGCGUGGGUCGGUUUCGGGAGAUUCUUCGGGCGAUUGAGAACAGAACCACCCAGAGCCUGCGAAUGACCAUAGCCAGACAGCUUGCAGAGAUCUUGCUCAGAGGAAUGUGCGAACAGAGUUACUGGUCCCCUCUAGAAGACCCGCCCACAGUGUCGCCAUUGGACGAUCCCACACGGCAAGGACACACUCACAGCAAGAACUACAGCCUAAGCCGACGCCCACGGGUGUACUCGGGAGAGAAUCUGUUUUGCCCUCAGGAGAACACAGAGGAAGCUUUGCUGCUGCUGCUCAUCAGUGAGUCCAUGGCUAACCGCGACGCAGUGCUGAGCAGAAUUCCUGAACACAACAACGAUCGUAUCAUCAGCCUGCAGUCCGCCUCUGUGGUGUACGACCUGCUGACUAUAGCUCUGGGCAGGAGAGGGCAGUACGAGAUGCUGUCAGAGUGUUUGGAGAGGGCCAUGAAGUUUGCCUUUGAGGAGUUCCACUUGUGGUACCAGCUCGCCCUCUCGCUAAUGGCAGCUGGAAAAUCAGCGCGUGCCGUUAAGGUCCUUAAAGAGUGCAUUCGGCUGAAGCCCGACGAGCCCACUAUCCCUCUGCUGGCCGUCAAGCUGUGUAUCGGACCUCUGCACUGGCUGGAUGAGGGGGAGUGCUUUGCAAAGAUGGUGAUCGACAUGGGGGAGAAAGCGGCUGAGUUCAGAGCCAAAGGCUACUUGGCCAUCGGGCUGGUUUACAGCCUCAAAGCCACUGAUGCGUCGUUGCGAAGCACACAGGAGGAGUACCAGAGGAAAGCUUUGGGAGCCUUCCAGAGAGCUCAGAGUCUGUCUCCUACUGACCAUCUAGCAGCCUUCUACUUGGCACUGCAGCUUGCUGUGUCCAGACAGAUCCCAGAGGCGCUAGGCUAUGUUCGACAGGCGUUGCAGCUUCAAGGGGAUGACGUCCACUCCCUUCAUCUGCUGGCCCUGCUGCUCUCUGCUCAGAAACACUACCACGACGCUCUCAACAUUAUAGAGAUGGCUCUGUCCGAGUACCCGGAGAACUUCAAUCUGCUUUACACCAAGGUGAAGCUGGAGUCGAUGUGCAGAGGACCGGAGGAAGCUCUGCUCACCUGCAAACACAUGCUACAGAUCUGGAAGAGCUUUUACAACCUUACUAACCCCAGUGAUUCCGGGCGUGGCAGCAGUCUGUUGGAUCGAGCCAUAGCAGACAGACGACAGCUCAACGCCAUGACCCUGCCUGACUUCAGCGACCCUGAGACCGGCGGCCUUCAGGACGCUAACACUCUUGGUUUUUCCUCCAUGUUUUCUGUUUGUUCGGUUCAUGCUACGUCAAUAGCAGCCAGUCGUGUGGAGCAGGCUCUGUCUGAGGUGGCUUCCUCCCUACAGAGCAGCGCCCCCAAGCAGGGACCCCUGCACCCCUGGAUGACCCUGGCUCAGAUCUGGCUGCAUGCAGCUGAGGUCUACACCGGCAUGUCGAAGCCGGCCGAGGCCUCGGCCUGCACGCAGGAGGCUGCCAACCUCUUCCCCACGUCCCAUAAUGUGCUGUACAUGAGGGGGCAGAUAGCUGAGCUGAGGGGCAACAUGGAUGAGGCCAAACGCUGGUAUGAAGAGGCCCUGUCCAUCAACCCGACGCAUGUCAAGACCAUGCAGAGACUGGGUCUGAUUCUUCACCAGCUGCAGCGCUACAGUCUGUCUGAAAAGGUCCUGAGGGACGCUGUGCAGGUCAACAGCACGGCUCACGAUGUGUGGAAUAGCCUGGGUGAGGUCUUGCAGGCUCAGGGAAACGCUGCCGCUGCCACAGAGUGCUUCCUCACCGCCUUGGAGCUGGAGGCCAGCAGCCCCAUCCUGCCCUUCACCAUCAUACCCAGAGCACUAUGAAACACACACCGUCAGAGUUAUAGCCUCAGUACUGUAGCACAGUGGCACAAACGAUGGACCUGCAAGCUGCACACGCCCCAUACACACAUAGCAUGCCUGCAUGCCACUUACACAGGGUUUUACUGCCAUACCCUCAGAUACAAAUACAAAUAGUAUGCACGCACAUACACACACGCUUCCCCCCGCUCGCCCACCCUACCCACAAUGCCUUGCUGUGGCUGUGACCCCUGACUGCGUGUGUGAGGGCACGUGUCUGCGUGCCAGCGUGUGUCAGUCUGCACUUUUCACGUGCCUGUCUGUGUCUGUGCAUGUGCACCCAUGUCUGUGUAUGUGUGCCAACAUGUUACCUGUGCGUAUUUGUGUCCGGUUGUGUGUGAUUUGUAGUAUGCUGUGUGUGCGUUUGUUGUUUUGUCCCAUUCAAAGUUGUAAAUAAGACUCAGUUGGAGGUCCUACUCUGUUGUUACUAGCAUUCAGAAGCCUAAGAGUUUACAUUUUGUUUACAUGUUAUGCAGUCCCAAAAAAAAAUCCCACACGCACACACACACAGUUUAAAUUUCCUUUCACACACUGAGGGUAAAUCUAGCAAAUUUGACAGAAAAUACAUCACGGGCAGGUAAACACUUUUAAUAAUGUCUCCUUUGUAAGCCAAAUGUUACUGAUAAUCACACACACGCACAUGUUCACUUGCUGUGUGGCUGGCUCAGGAUAGUCAGAUCUUUAAGAAGCAUUGAUUGACCUGAUAAACACAUCUCUGAGAAAUCUAUCAGUAAAGUCUAAAUGCCAAAACACAGGCUGCAUUUACACACACAGGAGAUCAGAUUGGAGAGUGCUGAUGUCCAAGCGAUGGCUGCCGAUUGUUUUUUUUUCCUACAUUUCCAAAUUAAAGCGUGUUGUAUCUCAUUGUACAGCCUUUACGUGCUCCUUUGCUGAACCAUAUUUCCAUGACAUUCUAUCAUCAUACAAAUCUCAUAUGUGCAUUAUUAUUCAGUUUCCCCAUGGAAGGUCUGAAGCUAAAGGAAUAGUUCAAUAUUCCUUGUUAGGUUCGAUGAUGUCUGUGCGGUAAAUAUAAAGCGACGUCCAGCGGCCUGUUGGCUUACCUCAGCAAAAAACAGGAAACAUCGGGAAACAGCUAGUGUGACAAAAUCCACAUGUUGGAUUUCUGUGGAGGUGGAACCAGUCUCUCUGCUAAGCUAAGCUAACCAGCUGCUAACUCAAGCUUCAUACUUACUGUACAGAUCUGAGCAUGGUGUCAACCCCCCGCUGUGCCAUUUCCAUGUUAAUAUUUGUAAAUUUUUUUUAAUUCUUGAAGAUCUGUUUGAAAAACCUACAUUUAUUUUAGCAUGAGUAGCUGCAGUCAUAAUCGCUGGACACACACAAGAGUGCUACCUACAAAAAGUCAAGGAGAAACACAAUAAUAUUGCAGUGAGCCAGUUAAGUUUAAUGCAAAUGGGUGUAGAGCUGGAGCUCCUACAUGACGUUUAGAUUAUAACACAUUGAAGGGGAGGAAUCUGUUACACACACUGUCUCAAAAGCCUGAUUUUCUGCUGUGUGUCAAUGCAACCAGUGAUUGUGUUGUCUUUGUGUCCUGUUACAGUCAUGUUCAAUACAACUAGAUGAAUAUAGUUUUUUUUUUUUUUUCCAUUUGAUUUUUGCCUAUAAAUACAAAGGAUUAUUGUUGUAUAUUUGAUUGUUCCAAGUGUAUUAUUAUUGUUCUUAUUUUAGAAAGUAAAUUAUAAUUCUAUUUUCUGGAGAGUGUUACUGAGAGGCUGCUGGAGGAAUAAGAGGAUGAACUCAUUCAGUCAGUGAGUCAUUGAGUCCUUUGUGCUGUAAGUGAAUGACUGAAAUUUAGGAUGAUUAUAAUGACGAAAGCUAAUUAAAGCAG